Messenger RNA from Coffea arabica (coffee), 1107 nucleotides. The record is from RefSeq and is a predicted model, not a curated record. Lineage: Eukaryota; Viridiplantae; Streptophyta; Magnoliopsida; Gentianales; Rubiaceae.
AUGAGAAAUGCUAUUGAGAGCCUUCAGCUGGAUAGUGGAGAAUGGCUAAGCACUGACGAACAAAUUGAGCAACAUAUUUUGGGGUUUUAUCAAAAACUUUUCUCUUCAGAUGGUGAGGAGGUGGAGUUAUAUGCAAAUAUUAUUGAUCAAAAAUUAAAUGAGGAGCUGAAAUUGGAGCUCAUGAAGGAGUUUUCUAACCAAGAGAUCAUUGAUGCGCUGGAGCAAAUGCACCCAUGGAAAGCAGCAGGACCUGACGGCCUUCUUGCUAGUUUUUACCAGAGAUAUUGGGGGAUUGUUGGGAAAGUGGUGAAGGAAAUGGCACUCUCAGUCCUUAAUGGUGGUGCAAAUUUAGCUAUUGAGAUGUUCCAUUGGUUGGAGCAUAGGAGCGAGCAACAAGAUAGUUUUUUGGCAUUAAAACUUGAUAUGAGUAAAGCAUAUGAUCGUGUUGAAUGGAAGUUUCUUGAAUAUAUGUUACACGCUACUGAUUUUUUUAAGCCGAUGAGAGGAUUGCAUCAGGGCGAUCCUCUCUCGCCUUACCUAUUUAUUUCGUGUACAGAAGGACUUUCGUCACUUAUCCGAAAGAUGGAGAGACAGGGCUUAUGGAGUGGGAUUAAAAUGGGAAGAGAAGGUCCUUCAAUUUCUUAUCUGAUAUUUGUAGAUGAUAGUCUGUUCUUUGCUAAAGCUGAUGAGAGGAGUAUCCAAGCAAUCAUGGAGGUAUUGCAGAUUUAUGGGAAAGCAUCAGGACAAAAGGUGAACUUCAAAAAUCUCGGCUAUAUUGCAAUAGCAACAUGCCUAAAGAAACACAAACAACUUUGUGGUCUGCUAGGAGUACAAGAUGAUGAUGGGAAAGGGGUUUAUUUGGGAUUAUCAUAUAUGUCAGCGUACCAUUUAGCAAGGACCUUGCAGAGGUUGGAAGAAGAUGGGGAGGGGGCAUCAUCCAGCAGUAAUGAGAAGUCUUUCUGGCUUAAAAUUUGGAACUUGAACAUCCCUCCAAAGGAAGUCUGGUCGAGAAUGGGGAUGCUGAAAGCAAUUUGCAAGCCUGCUGCAUCAAACUUUAAGGACUGGUUUGACUGUUUCUUGAAGGUUCAUGGUAAAGAAAUAGCAUAA